Molecule: messenger RNA, 2320 nt
Organism: Aureobasidium subglaciale EXF-2481
Lineage: Eukaryota; Fungi; Ascomycota; Dothideomycetes; Dothideales; Saccotheciaceae
Exons: 1
Coding region: 129-2063 (644 amino acids)
Biological process (GO): membrane protein proteolysis
Cellular component (GO): lumenal side of endoplasmic reticulum membrane; cytoplasmic side of endoplasmic reticulum membrane; membrane
Molecular function (GO): aspartic endopeptidase activity, intramembrane cleaving
Source: RefSeq, a predicted model, not a curated record
CAGCAUGCCACAUUGAUAUUAUCCCUUCAGUCUUUGAUAUUCUCUGGCAUCACAUCAUCGUUGGGUCAACAAGGUCUGGAUUCUGCCGCGCUGAGAAUCGUUUCUUACCUAUUGUCAGCAACAUCAUCAUGGCCACCAUGGGCGGCGACAAAGGUCCUGGCCCUGUCAGCGAACUUCUGGGCAUGUUGGCCUACGCUUUCGACCAAGUGCAACCACUACUUCCCCUUUACACUCAUCUAGUUCUUUCAGCACUGUUUCCAAUCAUCACUGGUGCCUUCUCCUCACUUUCACGACCUUCAUCAGCAGCCAAGCCCGACAAGAAAUCGAGUGGCCAGCGCGGAGUUGACGAGCAAGAUGAUGAAGACGACGACGAAGACAGCAUUCAAAAGAUGGAGGGACUGAGUCCAAGUGAUGCUAUCAUUUUCCCUCUUCUCGCUGGAUGCACCCUGGGUGGGCUUUACAUGCUAAUCAAGUACAUGGGAGCUUCUCUGCUGAACAAAGUCCUGCGCUGGUACUUUUCCGCAAUGGCCAUAUUCAGUGUCGCCAAAAUCAUCAACGAUGGUUUGGGUGUGAUGGAGUCGUUCUGCUUCCCACACUACUACACUGAGGGAGGCGUUUUGUGGAAGAUUAGUCAGCCUGACAGAAAGGCAAUCCACUCGGCCAUCUGCACAAGACCGUCGCCUCUACCAGGAGUUUUGGGUCGCAUCAUCCUUCCUCAGAGCGUUCUUGGAGUAUUUUGGACACUUCGCGGUCUUCUUAGACGCAAGUACCGCUUGAAGCUGCAUCUGUCUAGUUUGAUCUCGUUCAAGCUCACGCUGACUCUGCGCACGAUCCUCUCAACUGGUCUCGCUCUCGCAACCGUCUUUUACUCCAACUUUGUGUCCGAUGCAUGGUGGCUCACGAAUCUGCAAGGUUUCGCCUUUUCGUACAGUGCGCUCCAGCUUAUGUCUCCCACCACCUUUGGAACUGGAUCUCUGAUACUGAGCGCCUUGUUCUUCUACGACAUCUACUUUGUGUUUUACACCCCUCUGAUGGUCACUGUCGCCACCAAGCUCGACGUCCCUAUCAAGCUGCUCUUCCCGAGACCGCUUGAGCAGGGACAAGAUGCCGCUGAUAGAAAGUUGGCUAUGCUCGGUCUGGGAGAUGUUGUAAUUCCUGGUAUGAUGGUUGGACUCGCUUUGAGAUUCGAUCUCUACAUGUUUUACCUGAAAAGACAAAAGAAGAACUUGAAGCCCACUUCCUCUAAUACCGACGACAAGGACAAGGUCAGCAAGAGUAAAAUAGAAGACGAUGACCAAAAGGAGUCUUACCGCUCUGUCACUGGACACUGGGGCAACAAAUUCUGGACCACUUCCUGGAUCGGACGCUCUCUACUCCCUAGGUACGACUCUACCAAGAACCCACUGCGCAACCCAAUCCCUACGUUCUCGAAACCAUACUUUUACGCCUCAAUUUUCGGCUACGUCCUCGGGAUGUGCGUCACACUGGGUAUAAUGCAAGUCUACAAGCACGCCCAACCUGCUCUUCUUUACCUGGUUCCGGGUGUUUUGGGCAGCUUGUGGUUGACUGCACUGUUCAGAGGAGAGCUCAAGCCAAUGUGGAACUUCUCGGAAGCAAGCGACGAAGAAGAUGAAGAGCACGAUAAGAAGGAUGACAAGAUCAAGAAGGGUGCAGAGAAGGAAGACGUCAACAAGAAGGAGUCGACAUCUUGGUGGGGCAAGAGCUUUUUCUCUGCCGAAAAAACAGAGCGCAACGCAAAGAGACUUGAACAGAAGAUCGCAAAGAGCGUUGGCGGCCAGGAAAAUAGUGAGAACGAAGGCAAGGAUAGCGGCAAGAAGGUGGCCGAGGAAAAGACAAACAAAAAGAGUUUCUUCGAAUUCUCCUUAACUCCUGCCAUCCCUCAGCCUGUCGAGGAAAAAGGGUCGUCAAGCUCAGACUCGAACGACAGCGUCUUGGCCAGUGGUUCGGAACCAAUCGGAGCUGACGGUAUAGCUCCUAAAUGGAGGGGUGCUGGACCGCAAGAGACACAGGAAGAGCGAGCCGGCAAGAGAAGACGUAUCUGAAGAAAUCUUGUAGGAGAGUAGUGUCUCUCUCAGGUGCUCUAGUUCAUCAAGCGUAGCUGCAGCAAGACACAUAGCGACCAUUCCAUGAGUUCUUCAAAAAGGCACUGACUGCCGAUCUAGAAAAAACCCGUAUCUUACUGCAGCUUGUAGUUCCUCACCCGUCAAGGAGAAGCACAAAGUGAAAAUAUUUAGCACAUGGUAGGACGAAACUCUGGCUGCGUUUGUGACGAACACGCAGAAGAUCGUGAUCUUGCCAG